Penicillium expansum is the source of this 1596-nucleotide messenger RNA. RefSeq lists its product as uncharacterized. Lineage: Eukaryota; Fungi; Ascomycota; Eurotiomycetes; Eurotiales; Aspergillaceae. The coding region runs from base 1 to 1596 and encodes 531 amino acids. The record is from RefSeq and is a predicted model, not a curated record. Gene Ontology annotation, molecular function: thiosulfate-cyanide sulfurtransferase activity. The transcript has a single exon.
AUGGCCAAAUUCAUAACCGCACGCGAGUUGCGCCAGCAUUGGGUAAAUCAUCAUGAAAUUGCCCUCCUCGACGUUCGCGAAGAAGGUCCCUAUUCCGAGUCCCAUCCUCUAUUUGCACUAAGUGUGCCAGUCUCGGAGAUCGAGAAGAAGUUGCCUCCAUUGGUUCCUCGAUUGUCGGCCCCGAUUGUUGUCUAUGACGAUGGCGAAGGGUAUGCAGAUCGGGCUAUAGCCCGGAUAUUAGCCCUGGGGUAUCAGAAUGUCGCCAUCCUGGAAGACGGGCUUUCUGGCUAUGCCCUCGUCGGUGAGGUAUAUCGCGAUGUCAAUGUUCCAUCUAAGGCCUUUGGCGAGCUCGUCGAAUCCAUCAACCACACCCCAUCCUUAUCCGCACGGGAUGUCAAGGAUGUUCUGGAGAGCGAAGCCGACGUGGUUGUGUUGGAUGCGAGACGUUUUGAGGAGUAUAAUACCAUGAGUAUUCCCCGUGGCCGCAGCUGUCCAGGGGGAGAACUUCUGUAUCGCUUUUUUGAGGCUGUACCCUCUCCGGAAACCACAGUCAUCGUCAACUGUGCAGGUCGAACGCGGAGUAUUGUUGGGACCCAAUCUUUGAUCAACUCUGGAAUACCGAACAAAGUGGUCGCGCUGCGAAAUGGAACCAUCGGAUGGACAUUGGAGGGUUUGGAACUGGAUACCAAAAAGACGGAACGGGUGCCAAGUCCUUCCGUCGAAGCAUCGCAAAAGGCACGGCAAUACGCUGAAUCGUGGGCGAAGCACGUCGGCGUCUCUUCUAUUGAUGGUGAUCAGCUCGCUCGAUUUACCGCAGAGUUGGAAGAUCGAACUCUCUACCUAUUAGAUGUAAGAGACCCGGAGCAGUACGCCCUUGGACACCCAGCCGGAUUCUCCAAUGCCCCCGGUGGUCAAUUGGUACAAGCCACCGACGAAUGGGUCGGUGUUCGAGGAGCCCGCAUUGUUCUAUACGACACGGAUGGUGUGCGGGCGCGCAUGACAGCCAGCUGGCUCUUACAGCUCGGAUGGGAGGUCUACGUUUUUGAAGAGCAAUCUCAAGUACCCGAUGGGCUUCAGUUGCCUAAAGUCCCUUCAUGGCUUCCUUCAAAGGAUGGCUCUAUCACAAUCAAUGACCUUCGAACCCUCGCAGGAGCAACCGUGGUCGAUCUCGCCCGCAGUCCAUCCUAUCGUAAAGGUCACAUUCCGGGCGCAUGGUUUGCUUCCGGACCGGAACUUGCCCGAGAUUUGAAAGCUAUUGAUGGGGACGGGCCUAUCGUGCUGGCCUCACCCGAUGGUGACGUUGCUGCAAUUAACAUUGACGACGCACGCAAGUCAGUCUCGCGAGAAGUUCUGUAUUUGACAGGAGGGACAAAUGCUUGGGUAGCCGCCGGUCAUCCCCUAGAGGCGGAAUCGCGGUGGCUGUCGCAGCCAAUCGACGUGUAUAAAAGGCCAUAUGAAGGGACAAGCAACGCUCGCAAGGAUAUGCAAGGGUAUCUUGACUGGGAGUAUGGGCUUGUGGCGCAACUGGCGAACGACGGGGUCGCAGGUUUCCACGUUGUGCGGGACACGCGUGGGGAGUUUGGGAAACUGUCCUGA